This is a messenger RNA of Trematomus bernacchii (emerald rockcod), 1468 nucleotides long. Its product is annotated as phospholipase A2 inhibitor and Ly6/PLAUR domain-containing protein-like. The record is from RefSeq and is a predicted model, not a curated record. The transcript has 5 exons. Lineage: Eukaryota; Metazoa; Chordata; Actinopteri; Perciformes; Nototheniidae. The coding region runs from base 97 to 645 and encodes 182 amino acids.
GAAGCUGAUUCUGUCCCUCACUGUCAUCUGGAUGCUCUCCAGCUCAGCUUCCCUUCAUCAUUUGACUGAAUAUUCUCUGGUGCAGCUGGAGCUCUUAUGUGUAAAAAUGAUACUGCAACCAGUGUGACCUGUGAAUCCAAUGAACAGUGUGCAACAGCUGCUAUACAAGGCCCGUCAGGACAGAAAAAAUCAUGUGUGUCAUCCUCCGUCUGCGAACCCAACAAUCAGACAUUUUCAUUCACCUUUGGUCACGCUCAACUCACUGCAUUUGUUCACUGCUGCAAGACAGAUAACUGCAACAGUGUUAAUGUGUCUGCCCCUGAAGAUCAGUCGGAAAACAAACUGAUGUGUUACAUGUGUGAUGGUGGUCAAAGUACUGUCUGUAACGAAACAGUAAAGUGUAAGGGAAACCAGGACCGCUGCGUUAAAGGGACUGCUGAUGAUGGAAAGGACUCAAAGAAAUUCUCUGGCUGUGCCUCUAAAAACACGUGUGGAGCUGCUUCUCAGCUGGGCUUCCUGACUGGCGCUCUGAAAUUCGACGAUGGACCACACUGCUGUGACACCAAGCUCUGUAAUUCAGCCUGGACCGUCAAACUGAGUGUUGUUCCCUUUUGGGUUGGGCUCCUUCUGUUUGUUGCCCUUUAGAGCAAAAAGCAGCUGAUACAAAUAUCACAACGUACCAAUUAUUAUUAAUUUUUGUUAGUGAUGUGUUUAUUAUUAUUUAUCAAAAAAAUUAAUAAUAUUAGUCAAUAUAAUAUCUCCUUUUGAUCAGUGAUGUUACAGUCAUACACAUUCUAACCAAUAAUGUCUACUUCCAAAGUUUUUACACAGAUUGAAAUGAUAAAAUGACUGAUUAUUGAUUGAAAUACUCAAAUGAAUACAGAACCUGCCAUUUACAAAAAAUAAAUCUAAAUAAAUAUACAAAGUCAAAUUCUUGCAUUGUACUUGUAAGCAAUUUCCUUUCUAUCGUGGCCACAAUUAUUCAUCAUAAGGGUAUUAUUGUAAUAGCCAAAGACAUUUAGAAAAACAAAUGAUACCAAACCAAUGAUAUGUCAAAUGAAUAUUUAACUAUGUUUCUUGUUCUGCUUUUUUUGCAAAUGAAUUAGGGAGAUGGAGAAAGAAUAUGUAUGUAUAAGCAAUGAUUUAAUAGGAGCUUUCAUUAUUUACCAGAUAUAAUCACAUGUGCAUUUUGGACAUAUCAACAUUCUUUUAAAUUCACAUUUAUGUUACAUGAUGAGUAAGUUGAAAAUGUACUCUUCUUUUUGUGCUGGUUUCCACUUUCUGGAUAUGAAUAUGUAUCCAUAAAGUGUAAGUGUAAAAUCAUGUUAUAUCCAUACCAUGAAUCAGCUGUUUAGAUAUAGAAAUUAUCGAUUUAACUUUCUUGUUAUUUGUGUGCAGUUAUCUCUGGCAUAUAUAUGAAUACCUGCUGUAAUAAGUACUCACCAAAUAAAGCUUCAACUACAUGUUA